CAAUCAAAAUAUCACAAUGGAGAAUGUAGAGAGUUCUAAGCAAUCGAUUCAAAUCGUAACUGAGAACCCGAUGGAAAGCUGCAGAGAGAAAACUAACCUCGCUUCGGGCAAACCUGUCAUGAUGUAUUCCAUCUUGACUAAUCUUCACGCGGGCUAUUUUAGAAUAAGCCUCUCUCUCGCCAGCCAAGCUUUGCUCUGGAAAAUAAUGGCUGCAUCUUGGUCACACCAUGACAGCCUCCCAUCCAUUGUGUUCCAUUUCCUUUGGUGUCUAGCACUUGGAACUCAAGCAUCUCUCUGUCUUUUGUAUGUCCUCAAGUGUAUUUUCUACUUCAAGAUGGUGAAGGAUGAGUUCUUGCACCAUAUAGGAGUGAACUACCUUUACACUCCAUCGAUUUAAAGGAAUCGAGUAUCUAGGUCUCCGCCGACAACAUCUUUUAUUCCGUAACGGUCUGUGAUAUUACUAUUCUUCUGGGCAUUUGUUGUUCCUGUCUUAACCCUCGACAUUAAAAUCUAUGGUCAGUGGUUCACAACAGAGAAAAGGUUUUUGUCAGUAAUGGCAAACCCUGCAAGCCAUGUUUCGGCCAUAGCAAACCUGGUGGCUGCACGGGCAGCAGCACAAAUGGGUUGGAGGGAAACUGCUGUAUGCUUGUUCUCGCUCGGGAUGGUUCACUAUCUGGUUAUCUUUGUCACCCUUUAUCAGCGCCUACCGGGAGGCAACAAUAUCCCCGCAACGCUGAGACCUAUUUUCUUCUUGUUCUUUGCUGCACCAGCCAUGGCCAGUCUAGCCUGGAACUCGAUUUCUGGAGCUUUUGAUACCCCGGCAAAGAUGCUCUUCUUCCUCUCACUGUUUAUCUUCAUGUCCCUGGUCUGUAGGCCGAUCCUUUUCAAGAAGUCCAUGAAAAGAUUCAACGUGGCAUGGUGGGCUUACUCGUUCCCGCUCACCUUCCUUUCUUUAGCCUCUGCUCAGUAUGCACAAGAGGUGAAAGGUCAAAUCCCUUCCCGCUUAAGGCUUUUCUUGUCAUCUGUCUCGGUCUUGGUCUUCCUCAGUUUGAUGUUACUGACAGCUGCCAACAUUAACAAACUAUCCAGAAGUGAUCCUCUCCUGACUUCUGCCACUGGUUCAAGAAAAUAAGCAAUAUGAACA
Molecule: messenger RNA, 1144 nt
Organism: Tarenaya hassleriana
Lineage: Eukaryota; Viridiplantae; Streptophyta; Magnoliopsida; Brassicales; Cleomaceae
Product: S-type anion channel SLAH1
Exons: 3
Biological process (GO): transmembrane transport; intracellular monoatomic ion homeostasis
Cellular component (GO): membrane
Molecular function (GO): voltage-gated monoatomic anion channel activity
Source: RefSeq, a predicted model, not a curated record